Chlamydomonas reinhardtii is the source of this 5996-nucleotide messenger RNA. RefSeq lists its product as uncharacterized. NCBI's taxonomy places the organism in Eukaryota, Viridiplantae, Chlorophyta, Chlorophyceae, Chlamydomonadales, Chlamydomonadaceae. The transcript has 4 exons. The coding region runs from base 222 to 4358 and encodes 1378 amino acids. The record is from RefSeq and is a predicted model, not a curated record.
CAGUGUAAGGAAGGGACCGCGGGUUACGGGUGGAUAAACCAGUGUACUUGUCAUUGGGCAAUCUGACACCCCGCGCAAGGACACAGUGACGGCGAAGAUUUUCAUGCCCAAAUCUAUAGCAUCUCCGACUCCGAUGACCUACGCACGCGAGCAGAAACUUUGCUAGCUACGCCAGGGGCUCGCCCUUUACGCCGCUUUUGGUUAGGUGUGCAAGGCGCGCAAUGGAUAAAGACUACGACCGGGAGGCGUCGCCCACGCUGUCGACCACCGACACGGGCUCUUCUGACGAGGAGGAUGCGGCUCACGAGGCGACUUCGCGCAGGAAGCGCGGCGGAGGAAGCCGCGCUCGCCGCGAGGGUUCGGCGUCCCUCGGCGACCCCCAGUCGCGCACGCCGUAUAAAGCUUGGAGCAAGGAAGAGGACGACCUGCUGCGCGCCCUUGUGGACCGCCACGGCGCCAACAAGUGGACCGAAAUCGCCGCCAGCCUGCCUGGCCGCACCGGCAAAAGCUGCAGGCUGAGAUGGGUGAACCAGCUGCGCGGCGACCUGGUGAUGGGCGCCUUCAGCCCGGCCGAGGACCAGCGCAUCGUGGAGCUGCAGGCCACACUGGGCAACAGGUGGAGCGCCAUCGCCAAGGAGCUGCCGGGCAGGACCGACAACAUGAUCAAGAACCGUUGGAACUCCUACCUCAAGCGACGACUGGAGAUGGGGCGUGCUAUUGCCAUUUCGCUCGGACUAGGCCUGGGCCUCGCCCCGCACGACCCCACCUCCCCCGCCGCUGCCAACGCCGCCGCUGCAGCUGCUGCGGCCGCCGCCGCAGCUGCGGCAGCUGCCGCUCAGCCGGGAGCGCCUGCCGACGCUGCCGCGGUGCUGCAGCACCAGCAGCACCAGCAGCAGCUCAUGCUGCAGUCGGCGGCGGUUGUGGCGGCGGCCGCAGCGUCAACUCCGCCAUCGUCUAUGCCUCGCAGGCGGCGCAGCGGUGACGGGUGGGCGACGGCGACAAGCGAGGGGCGCGAGCGGCAGCGCCGCAGCAUGGAGAAGUCGCAGCGCGGCCGCACUGCCGGCGCCGCCCCAGCCACUCCAACGGUCACGGCCAGCGGUGGCGCCAGCGGCGGCACCAUUUCCAGCGGCAUGGCGGGCGCGGGCAGCGGCGGCCGAGGCAGCCGUCGCAGCAACAGCCGCGGCCGCGGCAGCGGCACCAAUGCCCGCGUCGCUGGUACCUCUGGGUCGGCCGGCCUUGCCCAGCCUGCCGCGACAACCACCAGCCCCGCCGCCUCCCACGACGUCCCAGUGGGCCUCGUGUCUUCCGCCUCCACGCCGCACGCGGGCCUUCCCGCCAACGUGCCGGCCAUUGGCGUCGCCCCUGCCGCCGCUGCCGCUACUCCAUGGGGCCCGGGCGCCGCGCGUCCGGCACCCUCAUUGGCGCCGCCGGCCGCGCCGCUGUCGGCUGCCGGCAUUGCGCCGGGUCCGGUGCUCCCGGUCAUGAUGAUGAACCCGGGCCCCGCCACUGGCCUGCAGCCGGCCGCCGCCAGCACCACCUUCACCUUCGGCCUGGGCGCCGGCGGCCACGCCGCUGCCAUUGCGGCCGCCUCGGCCCCCGCGGCGCCCACCAACACUGCGAUGGAGUGUACCGUCAUGCGCCAGUCCAGCAGCGGCGCCGGCCCCACCUCCGCCGGUCCCGCAGGCGCACAGAAGGCAGCGGCUCCGCCGUCGGCCGAGCAGGAGCGGCCUCGCAGUGCUGCGAUGGCUGCUGACGGCGCCAUGGGCGGCGUGUCCGGUGUUGUAUCGGCGGCCGCCGAUGCCGCGGCUGCCACAGCACGCGACGCGCAGCGGCUGCUGACGCUGCAGCAAUACUUUAUGAAGAGCAUGGCGGCGGAGCAGGCCGCCGUGGCCGCCGCCGCCGCGCUCAAGCUGUUCAACCAGACCGUCGUUGGCGGUGACGCCGCGCCGCCGCCCGGACCCCGGCCGGUGCCGCCGCGGCCCCUGUCGGAGCUCCCCACCGCGGCCCAGUCAGCGGCUGCGUCGGACACCCCCUGGCGCGCCUCCGCGCCAGGCGCCCGUUCGCCGCCUGCCGGCACUGGCACUGGCACCAGCACCGGCGCCGCGAGUGCUGGCCCGGCCACUGGCGCCCUGGAGCGCACGGACUCGGCUUCGAAGCGCCUCCGCCUGGAGCCCGUCGCCGAGGCCAGGGACAGCGCCGGCUCCGGCUCUGGCUCCGGCUCCGGCGAGCUGCAGUCGCCUACGCAGCACGACCAGCAGCAGAGCCGCCGCGACCGCGACCGCGACCGCGACCGCGACCGCGACCGGGACCGGGACCGGCCGAGUGGUCGGGACCGGGAGCGCAGGCGCGAGCGCGAUGCGGACAUUGGCAGCAGGCGCCGGCGGCGCCAGGCCCCGCGUGACGGUAACGAGAUGUCUGACGGCGGCGACAGCGCGGACUCACUCGGUAGCCGCCGGGCCGCCGCGGCCCGCGCUGGCGGCGGCAGCGCACGCAACAGCAUGGACCGGCGGCGCGACGGCGGCCGUCAGGACCCUGCCGCGGCCGCGGCCGCUGCCACUGCAGCGGGCGUCAUCGCUGCCGGCUCCUCGCCGUCCCGCACCACCGCCGACGGCUUCCACAUGUCUGACCUGCUGCUGGCGUCGCCCAUUCGCGACCAGCGCACCAUGGACGACAUGAUCCUGCCCGGCUCAUCGCCCGACGAGCACACGCACACGCGCGCGCACGCGCACGCGCGGCACAACGGUGCUGCUGGUGCUGCCGGCGGCGUCCGCAGCGCGCCCGGCAGCGCAGUCGCCAUCCGCCGGUCCGGCUCCGGCGAUGGGCGCCCCUCGUCGGACGGCCUUGGCGCCAUGGCGGCCGCCCUGGCGCACAGCUCCGGCAGUGGGGGCAGCGGCGGACUGGCGCAGUCCAACUCCAUGUUUGGCAGCUGGGGGUUGUUGUCCUCGGCCGCUGCCGCACAGCAGCAGGCCGCCGCCGCUGCCGGGCCUGGGAGCUUUGGCACCGGCGCCGCCGCCAGCGCCGGCCCCGUCGCACACCCGCUGCACUUCCCGCCGCAGCUGGCCACCAGCCAGACCCAGUCCAUGCAGCCCAUGCAGCCUGUGCCGUCGCUGCAGCCCAUGCCGUCGCUGCAGUCAAUGCCCUCCAUGCAGCUCAUGGCGGCGACGCAGCAGCCCAUGCAGGUCAGCAUGCAGGCCAUGCCCGGCAGCAACCCUGCUGCGCAUGACGCCGCCGCCGCCGCCGCCGCCGCCGCCCCGCCCUCCAUGUCUAGCCUGGCCACGGCCGGCUCCACGGCGGAGAUGCUGAUGACGCUGGGGCUGGGCGUGGUGGCGCACCUCAGCGGCCCGCAGGCAGCGGCGCAGCUGGGCGCCGCGGCCGUCGUGCAGCCCGGCGCCGGCGGCGGCAUGGCGGGCGCGGCGCCCGGCGGCGGUAUGGACCUGAGCUCUGCCGCCUUUGGCGCGCUGCAGCGCAUGUACGUCAGCCAGCUCAUGGCACAGCAGCCGCAGCCGCUGCAGCAGCACAUGAUGGUUGCGGCGGCAGUGGCGGGGAUGCCGCAGAUGGCGGCACCGGUGGCCGGCCUGAUGGGCAUGCCGGGCAUGGCAAUGCCCAUGCUGGCGCCGGUGGUUCCUGCUGCCGGCGCGCAGGGCAGCGCUGGCGCGGCCGGCGCGGCUGUGGCGAUGCAGUGGGAGGCGCACGCGCACGCGCACGCGCAGCAGCUGCAGGCGGCGCAGGCGUCGAUGGCUUGGGGCCCCAUUGCUGCUGCCGCGGUGCCGUCGGCGGCCACGGCCACGCCGCUCCACGCCCUUGCCGCCGCCGUGCCUCUGUCCCAGGCCCAGCUCCACGCCGCGUCCGCCGCCUCUGCUGCCGCUGCCGGCGCGGCGCAGGCGCACCACGCACAGCACGCCGGCGGCGCCACGGCGGCGGGCACGCAUGCGGCCUGCGACCCCGAGGCUCUGGAUUGCAUCAGCCUGGGCGGCAUGCUGCUGGCGGACCACCCGCUGCACGGCAUCCCCACGCCCGCCGAGCUGUCGCCGCUCACGGGCAGCAUGAGUGACCUGGCGGCGGCGGCUGGCCCGGACGGCGACUUCACCUCGCGCCACAUGCCGCACCACGCCUACACACAUGGCCACGCGGGCCACGGCCAGGAACCCUGCGCCGCCAACAGUGGCGUGGCCGGCGCGGCGGGCGCCGCCGGCGGUGGUGGGGCUGCGGGCGCGGCGGCGGGCGGCAGCGCCUGGCACUUGGACGGCAUGAUGGACCGCUCACACCUGCCCUGGGGCAACCUGGACACGUUCUGCAGCCCCACGCCCGGCAGCGCGCAAGCCAAGCACGACGGCGAUGACGCUGGGCAUCACGCGUAAGCGUGCGCGGGCGCAGGACAAAUUCAUUUCGUCUUUGGUGUGAUUUGGUGCAUACUGUGUGGCCUUGCGGCAAAGGGGUGGAUUGGCUUUCAUGGGGGCUAGUUGCAGGGAGCAACAAUGACGUCCACGGGGAAUCCAUAAGCGUGCGGGUUCAUGCACAUGGAAUACUCCAAGGGGAUUUGUGGAUGUCAUUUUAAGUGGGGAUUAGGGAUGGCAGCGCGUGUGCGGCCGAUCGUGCAACCUAUGCAUGCGGUGCAAUGCCAAGCUUUGUCGGGCCGCGAUACCCUGGACAGCAGUGUGGCGGUCGACUGUGAUAGUGAUACGUGCAUAGAUGUCGCUCAAACCCGCGCGGGUGUUGGCACAUCACGUUUGUGGGGUCGUACUGAUUUCUGGUUUUGUAGGUCGAAUUGCUACCUGCCCGUGUGUAUGUUAGGGGUUUGUUCAUGUACUGUAGUUUAUUGAGGGCGUAAACAGCGAAGCCGCUGCUUGCCCAUGUCAGACCCUAAUACACCAUUGGGGCAUGUCGCACCCGUGGUAGAGCAUGCUGAUCCGGGAGGUGUGGGAACCGAGUGUGUAUGGUUGGGUACGUGAGGGCAAGACAAGGUGGAAGGCAUGCAACAUCGGCAUCGUAGCUCGUGCGGCUCGCAGCACAAGCGAGUGGGAAUUACACGGCGGGGAAAGAAUGCUCCAACCAGCUGGCGCACUGAGUCCCCGCCAAUGCGUUUGGCAAUGGUAUACGUUUUUGCAUCUUUCCACGCCCCGAUUUGCUGGGGGCUGGCAGUAGUGCUGAGUGGAAUGUGGCGUAAACAAGUCGAGCAUUGCUAGCCGUGGAGGGUUGAAAGACCUAAACACGGGCAGGAGGCGGAAGUGCGGCGUGCGAAGCGGUUGACACGCACCCGGGUUGCCGAGCGCAGGAGGACGACAGCGGGGUCCAGCAUUUUUGGGCCGCGGCGGUACGGCUGGGCCGCCUGUUUUGCCUAUCCAUAGUGGCCAUUUCGUGCGCCUGCCUGAACAGCCAGGACUGGCAGAAGAACAUGGGCCUUGCACUGCCAACGGUCGAGGCCGGAACCAGCGGUUUAAGACCGACAGUGAAUGCGGUGCAGCGCCGUUGGUAUGCGCGCCUGUGCUGUGAUUAUCUGAUUGCAGAUCCCUAGGAAAGCACAGAGCGUGUGCAGGGACUAGCAUAUUUGUUGUGCUGAACUUGUGUUUGAGAGCCGACUGAUUGUCACUGGCUCGCAGCCCCCCAGCACGGCCCGCACCCGUGCUCUGCAGGUCCGGUGCAAUUAGCCAGGAUUGCAGCUGGGGUGGGGCUGGGGCAUUGGCCAACGUUAUGGCCAUGUCUGCAUGUACUUGUGCAGUAUGUUUAAGGUCAUCACGGCCCCUAUUUGGGCAAGUAUGUAGGUGGAUGUGGCGGAUUAUCGGUCGUUUGUUGUGCUAGGUCGGAGGGUGUGGACUAUUCAGAAUGGGUCUCGCGGAGUCGCGGCGACGAUCACUUUGCAUACGUUUUAUAGGACAAACGGGGCUGCGUUAUUGAUGGGCGCCCAUGCAGCACUGGUCAUAUGGCGGGCUUCCAGGCCAAAAAGCGACCGAGACGGGUUUCCCCAUCCCCAGGCGUCGAAUCUGUAAGGGUUUAUUGUA